Messenger RNA from Penicillium canescens, 1488 nucleotides. RefSeq lists its product as uncharacterized. Gene Ontology annotation, molecular function: protein binding; telomerase RNA binding; telomeric repeat DNA binding. The record is from RefSeq and is a predicted model, not a curated record. Bases 1 to 1488 code for a protein of 495 amino acids. The transcript has a single exon. Gene Ontology annotation, cellular component: telomerase holoenzyme complex. Gene Ontology annotation, biological process: nuclear-transcribed mRNA catabolic process, nonsense-mediated decay. Lineage: Eukaryota; Fungi; Ascomycota; Eurotiomycetes; Eurotiales; Aspergillaceae.
AUGGUCAAGCAGUUGGCCAACCCUAUUCCCGAAAAACAGCUCGUCAAUGAAGUGGAAAAAACAUACGCACGGCUAGUCAUUGCAGAGGACAAAUGCAUUGAAGUGAUAGAGAACAUCUCACAAAUGCCUGUCACGACCGUCAUCUCAUUGCACCAAACACUCCUCUACGAACAUCACGACUUUUUUAUUGCUUCGCAACAUCCAGCAGCCAGUCCAGCCGUGAGGAGCCAAGCUGAAAAGUACCAGAUGCCUGGACGCAUGUGGCGCUACGGAAUCCAUUCCUGCCUUGAACUAUUGCUGGAAAGACUCCUUGUUACACCUUUUAUGCAAGAUCAUAUAUUAGGCUUCAUAUAUUUCUCGUAUUCGAUGGUGACACUUCUGCUAGAGCAGGUCCCGAAUUUCAAGGGAACCUGGUUCGAAUGUCUGGGGGACCUAGCGCGGUAUCGUAUGGCAGUGGAGGAUACAGACGACACGGUCCGCGAUAUAUGGGCAGAGGUUUCUAGAUAUUGGUACAAUCAGUAUCUCUAUCAACGUUCUGAACUCGGCCGAAUCCAGCACCACCUUGGCGUCCUCUCUCUCUCGGAUACUUUGCAGCGGUUCUUCUACUACUCGAAAGCAUUGCUCAGCGUGGACCCAUUUGCAAAUGCGCGGGAGAGUAUGAUACGGCUGUUCAACCCUAUCCUAAGUGAACCGGCUGGUGAACACACACUGAUCACUUCGUUUUUGGCUGCCCAUGGUGUUCUUUUCAUGCGCAUGCCGAGUGAGCAGUUUGAUGCUCGGUCAAAGUUCUUCCUUGUGAAUCUUCGCCAGGGGGCUAGCCGAUUAGGCCGAGAGGCACAGCAAGGCAUUUUUAUCACGUGCUGCAAUAUUGCUGCAAUUUUCCAGUAUGGGGAAGAAAAUGGAGCUUUUGCUACCGAUUUCGCUGGCGACCCAAGUACUUCCACUGCAGACGCCUAUGUCAAUGCCAAGCAGUGGGCAUCCACAACAGCACAUAUCGACUUAAACAGACAUCCCUACACCGACUUCUCAUCUCAAUUUGCAUUCCGUGCCAGCUCUCUCGCUUUCCACACCCUGAUCGUUAUCCUUGGCCAAGCCAGCGAGCCAACUAUGCACCCCACCGUGCAUGCCUCUUUGGCAUUCCUGUGGUGCCUCUCGCUCCAUCCAGCAGCCAUUCAGCGACUCGAGCCGCUAGUUCCAUGGUUGAUACUCGCAAAUUAUCUGAAUACUUUGCUUCAACCCAACAUCGAUAUUAGAAAGAUUGAAGCCGAAUCAUUUCCCCACAUAGAUGGCACACCCACCCAGCAAUUGCCGGAAGACUUGCUGAUUAGAGGACACAUCUGGAGCCGGCUGUAUUACCCUGCGAAAUUCUUUGAUCAGACGGGUGUAGACAUUGACAGACCAUUGAUUGAGGAGCCGUGGACGAUGCUUCUGAGAAGGCAUAGGUGCCUGUGGCUUGGAGUGCGGAUUGCAACUGUUUGUCUUACCUAG